AUUCCCUUUCCACCUUCAAUCACUUUGUUUCGGCGUAAACGCUCUGUAAAGAUACUCAUACUUCAGAACACGCUCCAGAGUAGUGAGAAACCGUAUAAGAUGUCUACGCAAGCAAUGCAAGAGAACCAGUUGCUUGAAUUGCUGCUGCAACUGAAAAAAACAACACCAGAACAAGCUCGAUCGAUUCUGAAUGUGCAACCUCAGAUCGCGUACGCACUCAUGGCCGUUAUGGUCAACAUCGAUGCCAUUGAUGUCGACGUCGUCCAAAGAACAGUGGCAGCAUACAGCGCCGGACCUUCUGCGCCAAGUAUACCAGCUAUGCCCACACCAGCCACCUCAAUCUCAUUACCCCCUCAGAUGCCUGUUGCACCUGCAAUACCUCCUCAUCUGACAAACCACACUACACGGGGAGCAACGCCCCCUUACCCGCCUCCCUCCUCAGUUCCACCACACAUGGCCACUCCACCACCCCAACGUCAAGCAACACCAACUUACCCCUCCCAAGCGCCAGCAUAUCCCCAGCAAGGGUACUCACAACAAAUGCCGCCUCAGAAUCAGUAUGGUGGAAUGCCACCAGGUCUUUCCCAGCCACAAUAUGGUGCACCGACUCCAUCACGAACUCCUAGCUAUGGUUCACAACAACCGGCGCCGCCAGCGUGGCAAGCAGCACUAGCUUUAAUUCCUGAAGAACAGCGGCCGCUUCUGACACGCGUAGCCAAUAUGACACCUCAGGAAAUUCAUCAGUUGCCACCGCAGGAGCGUAACAGCUACAUCCAACUCAGGGCGACGCUUGGCAUCCCGACUUGAGCAUCUCGAAUAUGCUGCUCAUUUGACUGCCCAUAUGUUAAACUUGUAUUCUAUACCUGAAUGGUACUAUGAGGAUUUUUUUCUAUGG
Molecule: messenger RNA, 895 nt
Organism: Somion occarium
Lineage: Eukaryota; Fungi; Basidiomycota; Agaricomycetes; Polyporales; Cerrenaceae
Source: the annotation of a GenBank genome assembly